Messenger RNA from Ipomoea nil (Japanese morning glory), 1482 nucleotides. RefSeq names its product probable ADP-ribosylation factor GTPase-activating protein AGD9. The record is from RefSeq and is a predicted model, not a curated record. Bases 116 to 1333 code for a protein of 405 amino acids. Gene Ontology annotation, biological process: COPI coating of Golgi vesicle. NCBI's taxonomy places the organism in Eukaryota, Viridiplantae, Streptophyta, Magnoliopsida, Solanales, Convolvulaceae. Gene Ontology annotation, molecular function: GTPase activator activity. The transcript is spliced from 7 exons.
UUACAGUUUUACUCUACACUAGCAUAUCUCAGACCUCUUUCUCUCUCUCUUCUUCUAGUCGCAUAGCUCUGCCAUUUCUGUCACUCUAAGAUUUUACAUCUCUGAAGGUGGCGGCAUGGCUUCCGAUAAUUUCAACGACAAAAACGCUGUAUUUCGGAAGCUGCGUGCAAAAUCCGAAAACAAGAUGUGUUUUGAUUGCAAUGCGAAGAAUUCGACAUGGGCGUCGGUGACGUAUGGCAUCUUCCUGUGCAUCGACUGUUCGUCCGUGCAUCGGAACCUCGGUGUUCACGUCAGCUUUGUCAGGUCAACGGAUUUAGAUUCAUGGACUCCAGAACAAUUAAAGAUGAUGUACUUUGGUGGAAACAACCGUGCUCAAGUUUUUUUCAAGCAGCAUGGAUGGACGGAUGGAGGCAAGAUUGAGGCCAAGUAUACCUCUAGAGCUGCUGACUUGUACAGGCAGUUACUCUCCAAAGAAGUUGCUAAAAGCAUGGCAGAAGAUGCAGGUUUGCCAUCGUCACCAGUUGCCUCUAAGGAUGUACCAUCUACUAAUGAAUGUUCUGAUUCUAAGAGUAGUGAAACACCAAAAGAAAGUUCUUCAGUUAAAGAUGAGACUGGUGAAGUUUCUGCUUCACCUAAACCUUCUCGUCCUGUUGUGCACACAUCUUUUAAGAGGCCUGCAGUUGUGAAAAAAACUGGUAAGCCAGGUGGCCUUGGUGCUCGAAAGCUCAUGACCAAGCCAAGUGAGAGUCUUUAUGACCAGAAACCUGAAGAAACGCCUGUUCAAGUCUCCCCCAUCUCUGCAAGUGAUACCCCAAUAGCGGGUUCAUCAUUUACUUCGAGAUUUGAAUACACAGAAAAUGUCCAGCCUGAUGAGAAGAACUCUGAUGGUACUCGUGUUUUGAACCAUGUGGCCCCUCCAAAGUCAACCAAUUUUUUUGCUGAAUAUGGGAUGGACAGUGGCUUCCCAAAGAAAAGUUCAAGUUCAUCCAGUGUACAAGUUGAGGAAACUGAUGAAGCGAGGAAGAAGUUUUCAAAUGCAAAAUCCAUUUCGUCAGCCCAAUUUUUUGGUGACCAAAACAAAAUCGGUGAUGUGGAAUCUUCAGUUACCCUGCAAAAGUUUUCGGGUUCAAGUGCAAUCUCUAGUGCGGAUCUCUUUGGUCAUGACACAAGCCGAUCAUCCACAGAUGUGAGUGCUAGCGACCUCAUUAAUCGGCUCUCUUUCCAGGCUCAACAGGAUAUCUCCAACAUCAGGAAUAUCGCCGGAGAAACGGGAAAGAAACUUGGCUCCUUGGCAUCCAGUUUGAUGUCAGAUCUUCAGGACAGAAUCCUAUGAUUACAGAAGUAUAUUGUAUAAAAAUAGAGCCAUAGUUUACAUGCUUUAUAUGUAGAUAUAGCGAAGAGCUUUUUGAAUACUUUCUUCAGAUGAAAAAUAUUUCGAAACUUGCAGGAGGAUUAUUUUAUUUUAUUUUUUUCUGUUGUCUU